GUUUCGUUUCACCGCCAGUUGAAUUGAGCGGAUAAGUGAGUGCAAUCGCCGGAAUUGAGAACUCGGCCAAUUAAUCAGUCGAGUAAAUUUCAUUAAACAGCUCAAUUCACACACACACACACGAAAUGGAGCCCACCGAGAAGGCCGUCGUCGUUGCCCGGAAGCGCCCUGCCGAGAGAAAGACCAACAAGUUUGUGCUGUUGCUGCGUCCGGUCGAAACGUUCAUGAAAAAUUUCCUAGCCCACGGUGCCCUGCACGGGAUCACGUACCUGGGAAUGUCCCUGCUGCACGGGAUCGAGAAGCUGAUGUGGCUGGCACUGAUCAUGAUCGCGGUUUACUUUUGCGGACUGUUGAGCCUGGAGUCGUGGGAGCGGUUCCAAACCAAGAGUACCGUGGUGACGAUCGAGAAGGAUCACUACUACUGGAACAUUUCGAUGCCCAGCUUGACGAUCUGUCCGAUGAACCGGAUUGAUGAGAAGCUGUUUCAUCAGUUUUGUGACAAAAACUACAUCCAUGACUCUGAAGAAAAAGAGGAACUGUUUGCGUUCAUCGAAUCGCUAGCAAAUUCAACCUACAUGAACUUUGGCAACAUCAAGGGAUCACAAAACGUAGAUCGCAUUCUCUCGAUGCUACGGAUUCAACCGAAGGACUACAUGUCCCUAAUCGCAAACCUGACGGAGGACCUGACGCGUCGGGAUGACCAGGAGCUGCGAGUGCGCAGCCAAAACAACCUCGAGUACAUCCGGACGAUGCAAACGCUGACCGAGUACGGCAUCUGCUACACCACCAACAACCUGAUUGCACCGAACCUAACGACCAGUCAGCUGCUCAGAGGACAUCCCCCGGAGGAGGACUAUUUCUAUCGGAACCACAAACUACACGAUGUGCGCUUCGGGAACCUGUUCGACGGGGACGUCACCUACAGCUUCAUCGGAUUCGAUACGCCCAUUUCGGUGUUCUAUCACAGCCCGUACGAGAUGAUGAACAUCGCGCGGUACCAGCCGUACUCGAAGGAAGCGUACGAAUUUGAAGCAUAUUCGAUCGAAAUUGUCACGGGCGCGGACUUCCAGGAUGACACCUCAGUCUCGCAACGUGCCUGUCGCUUCAGCUUCGAGUCCAACCUGACCCAUUACGGAAUCUACACCAAAGGAAUCUGCCUCCAGGAAUGUCGACUCAAGAUGGCCUACCAGCACUGCGGCUGCAUUCCACACUUCUACCCCAACAACAUACCCCACCCGAAGCCGGUCUGCGAUUACAAAACGCUGCGGGCAUGCUUUCCCAAGCACGAGGAGCUUUUCCUGGAGUUUCGCGAGAACGCCAAGUCGGUCAACUGCUACUGUGAGCAAAACUGCGUCGACUCCAAGGUGGUUAUCGAGAAGAUGCAGAUCCUAACCGGCACUCGCAAGCUACUGGGCAGCAACGGAGGUCUCGUUAUAAUGAAACGCUAUCCGUUGAUUCGUUUCAACCGACAAGUGCUCUUCACAUUCACCGAUCUAUUGGCUUUCUUCCGUUUUCCGUUUUUCUUUGCAGUUUCCAUCGGUGGAACGGCCGGCUUCUUUCUGGGCUUCAGCGUCCUCGGGGCGGUGGAAAUUAUCUACUUCUUCACCCUGCGGCUGAUCUGGUACAUCCUUGGUCGGCGCUAGUUGGAGCCAAGGAGGAUGGUAAUACUGGAACGGUCAAACCUGAAAACCCAAGCUGCGUGUCCUGAGAGUCGGCAAGGAUUCAAUGAGGAUUUAUAAAUAUUAAGGAA
Messenger RNA from Culex quinquefasciatus (southern house mosquito), 1750 nucleotides. RefSeq lists its product as uncharacterized. The record is from RefSeq and is a predicted model, not a curated record. Bases 126 to 1643 code for a protein of 505 amino acids. Gene Ontology annotation, biological process: sodium ion transmembrane transport. Gene Ontology annotation, cellular component: membrane. Gene Ontology annotation, molecular function: ligand-gated sodium channel activity. The transcript has 9 exons. NCBI's taxonomy places the organism in Eukaryota, Metazoa, Arthropoda, Insecta, Diptera, Culicidae.